UGUGCACAUUCAAUGUGAGACAGACAAUAAAUAGGCAGAGAAGGCUGUUACUGUGUGGUUUUGGAUGAGCGCCGAAACGGUUUGUAGACUUCGCACAUACACAACAGGAUGUAGCAGCGGCGAAAUAAAGAAGAAAGGAGAAGAAAAGCGCGUGCGAAGAACGGAGGUGUAGAUUGUGAGAGUGGACAGAAGCAGAAGCCGACGGUAGCAGGAUUACCCACGGCAGGUUAUGAUGACAGCACCGCGGCCCGAGCUUCUAACCUGAAGUACCAUGCGCUUUUGUUUGACGCAAUACUGGAUUUUUACGCACUAAACGGACUCUGACUGGCACAGUUCAGAUACUUUUGUAACAGAGGGGAGCACUGAAAGAAAGAGGAUAGGAUGGCGAGCCAGAACGACUGCUGUGUGAAGGUCUCUUUGAGGAUCCGUCCCCAGAUGGCGAAGGAGAAGAUUGAGGGCUGUCACGUGUGUACGCUGGUCACACCCGGGGAGCCCCAGAUGUUGCUGGGUAAAGACAAGGCCUUCACGUACGACUUUGUGUUCGACAUCGACUCGGCCCAGCAGCAGAUCUAUGCUGCCUGCGUCCACAAACUCAUCGAGGGCUGUUUCGACGGAUACAACGCUACGGUGUUUGCCUAUGGACAGACAGGCUCAGGGAAGACCCAUACCAUGGGGACAGGGUUUGACAUGAACGUGCAGGAGAAGGACCAGGGUAUCAUCCCGCGGGCUGUUCGUCAGCUGUUCCUGGGCAUCCAGGAGAGGAAGACACAGGCCCAGCAGCAGGGCACACACCCUCCAGAGUUUAAAGUCAGUGCACAGUUCCUAGAGCUGUACAAUGAGGAGAUCCUAGAUCUGUUUGACGGAGCCAGAGACCCAGACUGUAAGAGCAGGAAGUCUAAUAUCAAGAUCCAUGAGGAUGGCAGCGGCUCCAUCUACACCACCGGAGUCACCUCACGACUUGUCAACUCAGAGGAAGAGCUGUUACAGUGUCUGAAGCUGGGAGCGUUGUCUCGUACCACGGCCAGUACCCAGAUGAACGCAUCGAGUUCCAGAUCUCACGCCAUCUUCACCAUCAACCUCUGUCAGAUGAGAGUCUGUCAACAAACUGAGGAGAAUGGUGAGGUGAACGGAGGUGUAAAUGGAGGUGUGAUUGAGGAGGUGAACGGGGGUGAAAAUGGAGGUGUGAUUGGGGAGGUGAACGGAGAGGUGAAUGGUGUUGGCGGAGAUGGAGGGUCUAUUACCAAGCCUGAGUAUGAGACUCUGAUGGCCAAGUUUCACUUUGUGGACCUAGCUGGAUCAGAGAGACUCAAACGCACCGGAGCAACGGGAGAACGGGCACGGGAGGGCAUAUCCAUCAACUGUGGACUGCUGGCUUUGGGGAAUGUGAUCAGUGCUCUGGGGGACCAGGCUAAGAAAGGAGGACAUGUUCCCUACAGAGACUCUAAACUAACGCGCCUACUACAAGACUCACUGGGAGGAAACAGUCGUACGUUGAUGAUCGCGUGUGUGAGUCCGUCGGACCGGGACUUCAUGGAGACCCUGAACACACUGAAGUACGCCAACAGAGCCAGGAACAUCAAGAACAAGGUGGUGGUGAACCAAGACAAGACCAGCCAACAGAUGUCUGCCCUGAGGGCUGAGAUUGCCAGGCUACAAAUGGAACUUAUGGAGUAUAAAGCGGGUAAGCGUGUGGCAGGUGAGGACGGCUCGGAGGGCUUCAGUGAUCUGUUCCAGGAGAACUCGAUGUUACAGAGAGAGAACGACACGCUACGCAUGCGGGUCAAAGCUAUGCAGGAGACCAUCGACCACCUCAACACACGGGUAACCACGCUCCUCGCCAACGAGGUCAGCACGCUGCUGGCCAAGUCGGGUGAGGGCAAUGAGGAGAUUGGUGCUCUGAUACAGAACUAUAUCAGAGAGAUCGAGGAGCUCAGAUCAAAGCUCCUGGAGAGCGAGUCGAUGAACGAGUGUCUUCGUCGCAGUGUAACCCGUCUCUCCUCCCGCUCCCCGUUCACCAGCUCCUCCUCUCAUAGCUCCACCCCAGGGCCACACCCCUUAGGCUCCUCCCCUUCCCUUUCCAUGGAGGCGGAGAUGACGGAUGUGAUUCGUCGAGCCAAGACGGACAUCGAGAGGCUGAAGAAGAAGGAGAGGAGACAGAGGAGGAUGAGCCCAGAGAAAGAGAAAGGAUUGAAGAAACGAGCGAAGCUUCAUUCUCAUGAGAACGGACAUAAUGGAGAAAACGGCCAGAUGGACUCGGAUGACAACUACACAGAGGACGUGAUGUCACCUCUGCAGGAGGAGGAGAGCGGGUGUGACGAGGAAGAGGAGGAGGAGGAGGGGAGGGACGAAGAGGAGUUUGACAGUGAUGAGAGUCUGGUGGACUCCGACUCGGACUCUGAUGAGAAAGCUAAUUUCCAGGUGGAUCUGGCAGACCUGACGAGUGAGAUUGAGAUCAAGCAGAAGUUGAUCGAUGAGCUGGAGAACAGUCAGAAGAGACUGCUGCAGCUCAAGCUACAGUAUGAAGAGAAACUCAUCCUGCUGCAGAACAAGAUCAGAGACACACAGCUUGAGAGAGAUAGAGUACUGCACAACCUCUUGUCUAUGGAGAACUACACGGAGGAGAAGGCUGGCAGGAUUAAAUCUGAGUAUGAGAAGAGGCUGAAGGAGAUGAACAGAGACCUGCUGAAACUGCAGGCAGCACAGAAGGAACACACGAGGCUACUGAAGAACCAGGGACGCUAUGAACAGGAACUGAAGAAACUGCAGCAGGAGGUCAACGAGAUGAAGAAAGCCAAGGUGGCACUGAUGAAGCAGAUGAAGGAGGAGCAGCUGAGGAGGAGGAUGAUGGAGGCCAAGAGGAACAGAGAGAUCGCUCAGCUCAAGAAGGAGCAGCGACGACAGGAAUACCAGAUUCGUUCGUUGGAGAGUCAGAAGCGUCAGCAGGAGCUGGUACUGAGGAGAAAGAGCCAGGAGGUGACAGCCUUACGACGUUUGGCUAAACCCAUGUCUGGACGUAUGGCGAGACGACUACAGCCCCUAGACUCCGGAGCAGAACUGUCUGCCAGCACCACCUCCUCUGAACCAGAGUCCAACCGGACCACCUCAACCAAAGUCUCGAACAUAGUGAGACAGUGGAACACCAAGAUGAAUGGCUACCUGGGAGAGAGCGAGGGGAUUACCACCAACGGGACACAGGUUGUUGGCAGUAGGACGCGUGUCCAGCAGCGCAAGGGUGUUCUCGUGGGCAGCAGUAGUUUCUCCAAGGCGGCCCGUCAGAAGUGGCAGACUCUGGAGAGGAGGAUCCUGGACAUCGUCAUGCAGAGGAUGACCAUCACCAACGUCGAGGCCGACAUGGACCGACUCAUCAAGAAGCGAGAGGAGCUGUCUGUGCAGCAGGAGGCACUGUUGCGUAAAAGGCAGGUGCUUAUGGCUGAGGGGGAGGGGCCUGACGGGGAGGACCGCCUAGUCCAGGAAAUGAACGACGACAUUGAGGUUCUGAAUGCAAACAUCGACUACAUCAACGACAGCCUAUCAGACUGCCAGGCAACCAUCGUUCAGAUCGAGGAGACCAAGGAUGAGCUGGACUCGGUGGACACCUCAGUGGUCAUCAGCUCCUGCUCUCUGGCUGAGGCCCGACACCUCCUGGACCACUUCCUCAAGGCCUCCAUUGACAAGGGUUUACAGGUGGCUCAAAAGGAGUCUCAGAUCCGUCUGUUGGAGGGCCAGCUGAGACAGACAGAUAUGAUUGGCUCUGCCCAUAACCACAUCAUCCUGGACGCGCUGAGAGAAAAGGCUGAGUGUAUCCCCGAGCUGCAGGCACUCAUACACAACGUACAGCAGGAGAAUGGUUAUGUCAGCACCGACGAGGAGCCUUCAGAGUUUAGCCAGGCCUCUGACGGCAGUGUGUCUCGGAUGAAGUCCUCCGCUAGUCAGGAUGACUGCAAGCUGAAGGUUCAGACUGAGCCCCGGCUGUCAGUCCAGAUGAAAGCGGUAUCGGCAGAGUACCUGGGUCCCGUGUUAGACCCGUCCACUAAGAACAUCACCAAGUCCCUGGCUUCCCUAACAGACAUCCAGGAGAACGGCGGCUCAGGUGGCCUGAGCCUCACUCUCCCCAUCUUUAGAGACAGGGUGUCCAGGACCAUCAGCCUGCCUGUCCGGGGACACACCUUUCCUCGGCAGUCUCGGGGGGGUGACACCUCCCCUCUAACAAGGAGGAAGUCUUAUGACCGAGGCCAGUCUUACAGAAAUGCUGAUGGGCAUACUCCCCCAUCCUCCCCCCCUCUCAGAACUAGAAACGACCGCAAUGUCUUUUCAAGGCUCACCAGCAACCAGAGCCAAGGCUCCGCACUGGACAAGUCGGAUGACAGCGACUCCUCUCUCUCGGAGGUGCUCAGGGGUGUGAUCACUCCCACGGGGGGAGUGAAGGGGGGACGGACGGCGCCCCUCCAGUGUUCAGCCAUAGCAGAGGGACACUCUAAACCUGUCCUCUGUGUGGACGCUACAGAUGAACUGCUCUUCACUGGAUCCAAAGACCGGACGUGUAAGAUGUGGAACCUGGUGACGGGACAGGAAAUCGUCACGCUGAAAGGGCACCCCAAUAACGUGGUCUCGGUCAAAUACUGUUCCUCCUCCUGCCUCGUCUUCUCUGUCUCCACCUCCUACAUCAAGGUCUGGGACAUACGAGACUCUGCCAAGUGUGUCCGCACCCUCACGUCUUCAGGCCAGGUGGUAUCGGGGGAUGCGUGUGUCGGCACCACCACCCGUACCAUCACGGUAGCACAGGGUGAAUACCAGAUCAACCAGAUAGCUCUCAACCCCUCUGGCUCUGUUCUCUAUGCUGCUGCUGGUAACACCGUACGCACCUGGGACCUCAACAGGAUGAUGGCAUUAGGGAAGCUGACAGGUCAUAUAGGCUCAGUGAUGUGUCUCACUGUAGGUCAGUCUCUACUGGGCAAAGACCAGGUCAUCACUGGCUCCAAGGACCACUAUGUCAAGGUGUUUGACGUGGCAGAGGGCAUGCUGGGUAAUUUAGGCCCCGCCCACAACUUUGAGCCUCCGCACUAUGACGGCAUCGAGUGUCUGGCCAUCCAGGGAGACGUUCUGUUCAGCGCAUCACGAGACAACGGCAUCAAGAAGUGGGACCUGGAGAACCAAGAACUCACCCAGCAAAUCCCCAACGCCCAUAAGGACUGGGUGUGUGCGCUGGCAUACGUUCCAGGGCGACCCAUGUUGCUGAGUGCCUGUCGGGGAGGCAUGCUGAAGGUGUGGAACGUUGAUAACUUCACCCCCAUAGGAGAGGUCAAGGGCCAUGAGAGCCCCAUCAAUGCCAUCUGCACCAACUCCCGGCACAUCUUCACCGCUUCCAGUGAUAUGACAGUGAAGAUCUGGUCAGCAAAGGUGGGGAAGAAGAGGUGACGUUCGGUCGGAGCGUUAUUGUGACAUCAUUAUCUGCGGCCAUCUUUACUGAGGGCCUUCGCCACUGACCUCUGACCCUCUCACCUCAACCACCUCAACCAAUCAGGUGUGACGCUGCAGGACUUCACGGUUACCAACCAUGACCGGGACGACCGGUGUGGAUGACGUGUCGUCGCAAAGUUCAGCCUCCUCCGGAAAGAUCCUGAUGAGGAGUGUGUCUUCAACUGAAAGGCAAAACGGGAAGCUUGAGAGUUUUUGCCUUUUCUUGUUUCUACUGCCAAUCCAACUGGAAGUGCAAUUGAGGUGUGAUGGGAUUUGGACAAGACAAAACCUUUAUUGUGCCAGAUAAUGGCUGUGUGAGGACAAAAAUCAGAAUGCCCAUGGGACGUUCAUAGACACAGCUACUGACUGAUUCAUCUACUCUCCUAUUUAUUAGUCAUUCAAUGAAAACAAGGUCUCCCAGAGGUGAACUGACCCUUGGAGAACACCAUUUCUGAGCCAACUAAAGACUAUGUUUCUAUCUUCA
This is a messenger RNA of Oncorhynchus keta (chum salmon), 5941 nucleotides long. RefSeq names its product kinesin-like protein KIF21B. Gene Ontology annotation, biological process: mitotic spindle organization; microtubule-based movement. The coding region runs from base 382 to 5415 and encodes 1677 amino acids. Gene Ontology annotation, molecular function: ATP binding; microtubule binding; microtubule motor activity. Lineage: Eukaryota; Metazoa; Chordata; Actinopteri; Salmoniformes; Salmonidae. The transcript has 34 exons. The record is from RefSeq and is a predicted model, not a curated record.